Messenger RNA from Trichoderma reesei QM6a, 2151 nucleotides. RefSeq lists its product as uncharacterized. The record is from RefSeq and is a predicted model, not a curated record. NCBI's taxonomy places the organism in Eukaryota, Fungi, Ascomycota, Sordariomycetes, Hypocreales, Hypocreaceae. The coding region runs from base 1 to 2151 and encodes 716 amino acids. Gene Ontology annotation, molecular function: protein binding. The transcript has a single exon.
AUGAUCACACAUGGAAGGCUGAAUCGUCCCCCUGUGCCUGUGCAGCCCGCAAACAGAUUCACUGCUGCGGAGGAAGCCUCGGCGAAAUUAGACGAGGCGGCGCAAAGGGCCUACAGAGAGUUGAAGAGUCUGCGAGCGAUGCAUUUGCAAUGGGGCUACAUUCGACAUCGCUACUCGGACUCCGAACGACGGUCCGCCCGGAAGGCAUUCACAUUCUGGAAGACCAAGUUUCUGCAAGUUUCAAGGCCAGACAAGCCACAAGAGCCAAAGUUGCCGUGGCCAUGGCGCGACAAUGCGAAGUGGCUCUUCGAGCUCAGCAACGCCAGGAGCAUGCAGAAAGCAUGGGAAGCCCUCGAUAUCGAAAGUCGCCAGAAGCAGUGGCCCUACAUUAUGCUUUCAACGCUGGAUCGCUGCCCAGACAAAGCACACAUGGUGCUGGAAGCGACGCUGGAUCCGCUACCGCCUGGGUAUGCCAUCAACGAUGUGCUCCUCUUCGUUGCGCAGCGCUUGCGCAUUAGCAGCAUCAAGAAUUUACGCGAGAGGACUCUCAAGGCAGAGGAAAUACUGGAAUUGGUGGCCAAAGUCCUUGAAGAUACGCCUGCCGGCCAUGUGCCGCUUGGCCAACGAACAGCUGGCCUCCUUGCCCGCAGACUACCAAGCGAGCAGGCCAGCGAACUGUACAAGAUGCUGCAGAGGGCCAACAUCAAGCUGCAUCCCAAUUCGCUGCUGCAAUUUGCGGGCAAAUUAGCCAGCGACAUGGCACAUAAAGAUACGGCGUUUGAGAUCUUGAAGGGGCUCGCCGACAAUGGGAUAGAUCUCAAUGCACCCAGUCCCUCCAGCGCGAUCACGACUCUGCUGCAUUGCCGGAUCGCUCACGGUGGCUGGUCAGACAGCAGCUCGUCCUUCUCGCCCAAGGACACUCUUGAAUACUUUCUAGACAGAGGCUUCGUGCCCAAUGUCAUCAACGCUACUGCCUUUCUCGACUCCCUUUGUCAACGGGCCGAAGUCGAAGAGGCGAUACGGCUUGCGCUGCUGUUUUCCGAGUCCGGGGUCCAGCUUGACACAAAGGCGUGGUCAACCAUCUUCAGGGGCGCCAAGGGAAGCCUCAAAGUCGAGAACGUGGCAAAGAGCCUGGAUGUUGCCAAAGCGGCCAAUGCGCCCUAUGUGGAUGUGCUUAACAAUGCCCUCCACGCCAUCUUCUACUUCGCAGAGAUGGAGUCCCGCGAAAAGAGGUUCUCUGCCCCCUGGAUCUAUCCCCUGUUCGGCCCCAUGCUGCGAGCGUACGCGAAGAAAUUCGAGCUGGAGCCACUGCAAUGGUGGCUGCCCGACUCACUGCCUCUGAUGCUAACGCAGACGACGGGUAACGACGGCGAAAAGUUUGACAGCACUCGGGUUCGACAAUGGGACUUUUUGGGAAGCAUCGUCCCUCUCACCGAGAAGACAUUCGAAUCCCAGAGUAGCGGGCCGAAGCUGCAGCCCAACACAACAACAAUAGCCAUCAUGCUGCGGGCUUACAUCAAGACCCUCCAGCACCCAUAUGAUCUCAUGGCGUUCUAUGCCUUUUUCAAAGCUCGGCUUGAAGAGCAAGGAGGGAAAGAAGGCUUCGCCGCUCAGCUCAUCAAAGACCAAGGCAGCCUGGUCCAUGACACCAUCAUCAUGGCCAUGAUGGAAAGACGAGGACUGGCACGGGCUGCGCUGCAGAUUUUCGGAGACAUGCUGAAGGAUCACCUGCAAAGAAGUGCCACUGGCGAUGCGGAAAGAAGCGACGAGAGGUCUGACGAAGGCCAAAGCCGUGCCACGGGCCCAAUUCAUCCAGCACCCGGGUUGUGCACAUUCAGCAUCCUUGUGCGUGGUCUAUUCAACAGUGGCGACCGGAUUCUGGCAGAGCAAGUCCUGCAUGUGAUGAAGGAGCAGGGCGUCGAGCCAAACCUCGUGACGUGGAAUACCCUCACAAAGGGCUAUGCGUCGAUGCAGAACAUCAAGAAGACGGUGUCUACCCUACAGGACAUGGAGGCAGCAGGUUUCAAGCCCGACUUGUUCACUUUCAAGGCGUUUGGCAAGCUCAAGAACCAGGCACGGGCGCUGGAGCUGAUGGAGGGCAUUAUUGACGUGAAUAGACAAAAGAUUGUGGGCGAGGAUUUGUAUGGAUAA